UCGCUUCGUAAGAAAACGAACUUUGCGAAGUUGCAAGAAGAUAUUUUUAAAUGUACCCUUUAGUCUCAAUAUCGAAUGAUUUAGUUAAAGUUAUACGCGACAAAUGUCAAAGUAUCAAGCAGAAAUCUCAUUUGAAAGUUUUGAUUGAUUAUAACAGGGGAUUGGUUUGGCUUUCAAACGUAAAUACAAAGACGCUACAUUUCCAAUCAAGAAUCAGGUCAUCAGUGAAGAAGGCGCGGUUCGUCUGCGAGGAAGCGGAGGACUUCAAUUCGUACGUAACGCUGAAACUGCAGAAUGUAAAGUCGACGACAGUCACCGUAAAGGGGGCCAAUCCAAGCUGGGAGCAAGAUUUCUUAUUCGAAACAAACGAUAUGAACGCUGGCCUGCUAGUAGAAGUUUGGUGCAAGGGAUUUCUCUGGGAUCGUUUUCUCGGUUACUACUUCAUCCCACUUUCGGAAGUGUCCUACAUGAACGAGGUAACGUCAAAUAAGACUUUCGAGACAUCGGCGUUAAAGCAAGAGCAACGCGUAUCGUCAGAUAACAACAGCAAUACACAACCAUUUGGCGACACUCGGACGGAGGGCUCUGGACAGUGGGUCUGCUUGGAUUCCGAGCUCGAAAUGAGGGGUGCCGAAAUUAUUGGCACGAAAAAGCCGACCGGUCACUCUCUACUAAUAGACUGUCGAUUGGAGUUACCUUACGGAAAGAGCGAUCGGCGAACCGGAUGGAAAGCCCUGCUAACGAGCGAAACGGCAAUGCAGUUGCGAGCAGCUCGGCCCAUGUGUGGCUCAGACCCGGAGAACACGGAAGCGGCCGAUCUACAGAGGAAACUGGAGAUGCUGAACAACAUGAUGGACCAGGAAGCACGGGCCGAACAGGCACGCCGACAGAUAUUGUACAAUAUAGGCCACUCCGGUUAUUCGGAGGAUUCCGACUACACGUCGGACCUGAAUUAUCCAGUUGGUGGACAAGGGGCGAACAGCUCGGCCUCGCAGUUCCGUAGCGCGGCGAAUCAAUUGGCUACUCCUCAGAGGUCUCUCGAAACCUCCAGGGAAAACAGUUACGAGAGGGACGAUCAUCAGAUUCCAACGACGGUCGGUGGACGAAUAGUCGGCAGCGUUUGUUACGGCGGUGGUUAUGCCAGUCAAAGUCAUAGUCCGAGAUACGACGAGCCAUAUCCCGAGGAAGGUCCACCUCAGCGAUAUUCCCUACAGCAUUCUUCAGAAUGUUCCGAGCCACUCUUCUAUAAUAGUAGACCGAGACAUUACAAAGAAUACAGACGACGGAAGCACACAUGGGAUUACGAGGACAGUCAAGAUGGUUGGUACAGCGAGGGCUACGAUUAUCACGGUACGCGGCUCGACGAUACGAGAAUUUACAGCGACACCGAGUACUACCCAAGUUCAACGACGACUACGUCGCGAAGAAGAGCUCACAGACGGCCGUCCUUGGAAAGACAGAUGACCCUCUACGACGAGCAUUCGUACUUCACCGAUGGCUAUAGCAGCGACGGUAGAACGAGCAAGAUGAACGCCACUUAUCCGGAAUGUCAAACGGACAUAAGGUAUAACGAGUAUUACGACGCUAUAACCGGAUUAGAUUAUCAAGACGAAAGGUAUGGUCAGGACGACGAGGACAGACAAUGGGACAGCGGAGGGAAAUGGUAUUCGGGUACGAGCACUUAUUACGAGAACAAACGAAAUAGGAAAACGCUUCCGCAAAGGCCCGCAUCGAGUAUCGGUAUUCAUCGACCCGAUUACAGGCCGACGGUCAUCAGGCAACGUAGUUACGAGUCGGAGGAAUUGGACUACAGCGGUCACGGUCGUCGUAGAAAAGCAAUUCAGCCGCAGCAACGUCCAAUCUCUCGCCAGGAAGGAACCGGCAAGAAGUUACCUCCGACACCGACCAAACCGAGCAACGUCGUCGUUAACCGUAAACUCGCCUCUCUACCUGCUACGCCGAGCAGGCAACUGCCAAAGACUAGAACGCCCUCCGAGGAGAGCUAUUACAAGUCUGACUACAACGAGGACUAUAAUUACGCUUAUCGCAGUCAGGAUAAUUUGCCGCAAGACAACUCUUACCCCGCGAACCUGUACGCCACGCACCAGGAUUCUCUCGAUCAGGCGCCGCCGCACAUUUCUGGCAAGAAUCGUUAUACCGACGUUAGCCAGGACAAUCAAUAUGCUAGCACUUACGUGGGCCAGCUCGACGAUACGUACGCGUAUCGGCAAGAUUCGCAGACGCAAGACGCCUACGAUCAAUCCUAUGUGCAAAACUCGUACAAGGACGAGUAUCGGCAAUCGUACGUGCAAGACAAGAAUGUAGAUAUUUAUCAGAAAACGUACGAGGACACGACGUAUCCUAAUGCGAGCCAAGCGAACGACCAAUACACCGUUCUACCUAACGAUCAGUAUACGAAUAUUUCGAACGAUCGGUACGACAAGGGCCAGGACAUGAUAAUUGAGAACAAUUAUCAAGUUGAGAAUUAUGAUCGGAACAACGUAGAAUAUCAAGAGACCUAUAAUCAGGAGGAUAGUUAUCAAAAACAGUACGAUGGUUACGUACCUUCGACCGUCUACGAUCAGAAUAACGUGUCGAAUGCAUACAAUCAAUAUCAGCAAUACGAUUCCGAGUACAAUAUCAGUACGUCUAACGAUUAUCAAAAUACUUAUCAAGAUAAUACGUACAAUGAAGUGCCUGUUACGACUCAAGAUAAUUAUCAGGAUGCUUAUAUUAAGCAACAGCAAGGCGAUUAUACGAAUUACGAGGUCCCUUAUACGAAAGAGGAGACCGUACCGACGACGUAUCAAAAUGAUUAUCAAAAUCGAUAUGAAAAUUAUCAGGAGGAGCAAUACGACGAAUCCGUAUAUCCGGAUUCUUAUCAAGAAUCCUAUCAGGAAUCUUAUCAGGAUUCUUACGAGGAACGUUACAAGGAUGGACCAGUCGCUAUUACGGAAAGGAGACAAAGCGAAGUGCCGGAACUUUCCGUUACCACGCCGAAGGGCCAAACAAAAACGAACGGUUAUCAGUCUAGCGAGUCGGAAUACUUGUACAAUCAGGAAAACGAGCAAGUAUCGCAGAUAGGUGCGUCUAGGAGAAAGAAGCUCGGUAAGCGCGAGCCCAGUCCACUUUUGCAACAAAACACGGACUCGCUGGAAUCGAGGGACGACGAAUUAAAGGAUUCCUUCGAAACGGCCGUGAGCUCCGUCGAGAGUAGUCAACCUAGGAAAGCUUAUAGCGAGUACUCGACCGCGGGUGACUCUAGUCCUGCCGCGGCCACAUUGGUCGACUCGCCUCAGAGUACGACGCAGCCACUUACCAGUAUGGUAAAUCACGUAGCGAGUAUGGAUAAUCACGUUAGUAGUAGCAGCAUCAUCACGGUUACGGCGACGGUUCAUUCUACGUCCGCUGCGACAAAUGGCAAACGAUUAGCUCGAACGGAAUCGUAUCUGGAAGAAGCGAUCGAGGACGAGGAGUAUCCCGAAAUCAUUCCGACGGAGCCACAGAGAAAGGAUUCCCAAUUGUCCCAUCAGAGUCAGCUCAGUCAACAUUCGAGUCAACAUUCGAGUCAAAAGCCCAAACUGACGAGAGGCGAUUCUUACGCCUCCGAUCAUUUCCCCGAUGAGUCGUACAGUAGAAGAGGAUCUUACGCUCAGCCUACCAGAAAGGAAUCCGUAUCUUCCGUCACGCAGGAGCCGCCUUUCAAGCCGCCUCUAACGAGAACCGAUUCGUAUCAGAAUAGAGGGACCGGUUACGCGCAAAAUUUCAGCGCUCCUCAGCCAAUAACAAGAGCCGAGAGUUAUCAGAGAGGUUACUUCAAGGAUCAGGAGACGAUUGACGAGAGCGAGAUUACGCUGAGCAAUCAGGUCAACGGAGAGUACAAAAUGAGGGACGAAACUCUCGACAGGUACGAACGCGGAGAGGAAGCAAUGAUUCGUAGCUCACGAGAGGACUCGUUGGCCGAUGCGUACAAGACGUCUUCACCACCGUUGUCGCAUAUCGACAGUCCACGCGGGAGUAUAACGAAGCAAGCGUCAUUGGAGGAGAGCGUUCAAAUGGAUACGCCACCGCGAAGUCCACCGGAACCACCGCCCGACGAGGAACUUUUGGAGAUGGUCGGUGCCGUGCCGGUUCCAACGCAACUUAAGGAACGGCCGGAGAUAAAGAUGACACCACGGCAACGUUGGCACUGGGCCUAUAACAAGAUCAUCAUGCAAUUGAACAUUUACUACGGCAGCAUGAUCCCUGGGAACUGCUUUCAAAGUGCCAUUUGCCGAAUAUCGCGCUAUAUCGAGCUUAACAACGGAACGAGGCUCGAUGCCUUCCACGUUCCCUGCGCGAUGUGUUGUAGUGUCUAAGAACAAUAGUGACGGACAAUAUUUUGUGCUCG
Messenger RNA from Vespa mandarinia (Asian giant hornet), 4390 nucleotides. RefSeq lists its product as uncharacterized. Gene Ontology annotation, cellular component: plasma membrane. Lineage: Eukaryota; Metazoa; Arthropoda; Insecta; Hymenoptera; Vespidae. Gene Ontology annotation, molecular function: diacylglycerol binding; syntaxin-1 binding; calmodulin binding. The record is from RefSeq and is a predicted model, not a curated record. Gene Ontology annotation, biological process: chemical synaptic transmission.